Messenger RNA from Miniopterus natalensis, 942 nucleotides. Lineage: Eukaryota; Metazoa; Chordata; Mammalia; Chiroptera; Miniopteridae. The record is from RefSeq and is a predicted model, not a curated record.
AUGGUGGCGGCUGCUAUUGCCAUCCUUCUCCAGAAUGUAUUCUCUGCAGUCAUAUGGUCUGCUGCAAAUCCUGAGACUCCAAAGCCGACCAUCUCCAGAGAGGCGAGCACCCAGUCCUCAUCAUCUACGACCAGCCAAGGCUAUGUUUUACCUGAAGGCAAAAUCAUGCCAAACACCGUUUUUGUUGGUGGAAUUGAUGUUAGGAUGGAUGAAACCGAAAUUAGAAGUUUCUUUGCUAGAUAUGGUUCAGUAAAAGAAGUGAAGAUAAUCACGGAUCGAACUGGUGUGUCCAAAGGCUAUGGAUUUGUUUCAUUUUAUAAUGACGUGGAUGUGCAGAAGAUAGUAGAAUCACAGAUAAAUUUCCAUGGUAAAAAGCUGAAACUGGGCCCUGCAAUCAGGAAGCAAAAUUUAUGUGCUUAUCAUGUGCAGCCACGUCCUUUGGUUUUUAAUCCUCCUCCUCCACCGCAGUUUCAGAGUGUCUGGAGCAAUCCAAAUGCUGAAGCUUACGUGCAGCCUCCAACCAUGAUGAAUCCUAUAACUCAAUAUGUUCAGGCAUAUCCUCCUUAUCCAAGUUCACCAGUUCAGGUCAUCACCGGAUAUCAGCUGCCGGUGUAUAAUUAUCAAAUUCCACCACAAUGGCCUAGUGGGGAACAAAGGAGUUACGUUAUACCUCCGGUUUAUACAGCUGUUAACUACCACUGUAAUGAAGUUGAUUCAGGAGCUGAAGUUUUGACAAGUGAAUGCUCGGUUCAUGAAGCUACUCCAUCCUCUGGAAAUGGCCCACAAAAGAAAUCUGUGGAUCGAAGCAUACAGACGGUGGUAUCUUGUCUGUUUAAUCCAGAGAACAGACUGAGAAACUCUGUUGUUACUCAAGAUGACUACUUCAAGGAUAAAAGAGUACAUCAUUUUAGAAGAAGUCGAGCAGUGCUAAAAUCUGUUUGA